AUGGUCUACUCCAACUGCACCCUUCACAUCAAGGAGUUAACAAAAGAUGAUAGUGCAGACUAUGUGCUGGUAGAAGGAGGAGCUGGAUUUUCUAAUAUGGGAAAUGUCACCAUAAAGGUUGAAGAGAAUUUGCCAAAGCCAAAUGUGAUCGUCAAGCCAACCAAUUUCCUGAUGGAAUUUCAGCCCGUUUGGUUAUACUGCAAUACUACCAUCAUUCAAGAAGUUAGCUGGUUUAAGGACAACAUUCUUCUCGGCAAGGGCUACGAUUUCACAGAUUUCAACCGGAGCCUCCACGUUGCCUCCGUAAGCCCAGAUAACACUGGGCAAUACUGGUGCCAAGUCUCCAAUGGUAUCACUGUAGUGAAAAGUUACCCUGUAUUCCUCAGUGUGAUCUAUGGUCCAGGAGAACCUAUCAUCAGUCCAGUGGACGUCUGCAAUGAAGAACACACAAACAUCAUCCUCUCCUGUAAGGCUGAUGCAUUUCCCCAGCCUCAGUAUGCUUGGUACCGUGAUGGUGUCUGGUUGGAUGACGGGCGCAGAUUAUUCAUCCAAAACUUCUCCGAGAGUCAAGCCGGGGGCUACGUCUGCGAAGCCAUGAAUGAGCUUCUUCACCAAAAGACGAGAAGCAAUAUUCAGCACAUUCGCUUGAAGAAAAGUUGUGUGAGCGGAGUGACUAUCACUGGCCAACAAGAAGGCACAGAGGGCAAAAGCACCUUCUUGCACUGCACAGCCGAAGGUGACGAUGUUGUGUAUUCUUGGACCAAAGGAGACCAGCCCGUGAAUGAAAAUGAACGUAUCAGUUUGACACCUGAUGGCCAGACCCUCAAUUUCAACCCAUGCAAUCGAAGCGAUGCUGCUCAAUAUACGUGCCAUGCUUCCAACAGCUUCUCUUCCGGUGACAGCAAUCCCUUUGGCUUAACCAUCAUAUGUGACAUCUAG
Molecule: messenger RNA, 939 nt
Organism: Pseudonaja textilis
Lineage: Eukaryota; Metazoa; Chordata; Lepidosauria; Squamata; Elapidae
Source: RefSeq, a predicted model, not a curated record